AUGUCACAGAAGUCUACAAAUAAACUAGAAAGUCCCCGAGUGAAUACGGCCAUGGGAAAUAAGUCAGUGUACCCUUUUCUUCUCUCCGAAUUGGUUCAAUCUGGACGGGGGACCCGCCACAAAAAUACAUUUGUUGUCGUCAUCAUCUCUGACGCUUCCUCCUUUUCAUCCUCUUGUUCAUUUCUCCAAAACUUUUGA
Caenorhabditis briggsae is the source of this 198-nucleotide messenger RNA. Lineage: Eukaryota; Metazoa; Nematoda; Chromadorea; Rhabditida; Rhabditidae. The record is from RefSeq and is a predicted model, not a curated record. Bases 1 to 198 code for a protein of 65 amino acids. The transcript has 2 exons.